AUGUUGGGUGCAGAAGGCUACAUACUCUUGUCUAGUCUGUGUGCUCCUGAUCUUCCUGGGAUAAAAGAGUAUCCAGUGUUGGUUAAGUUGAUGUCAGAUCAUCUUAAGCCCAAGCCAAGUUUCAUCACCGAGAGGUUCCGUUUCAACAUGUGUAACCAGACUGAAGGUCAAACUGUUAGCGAGUACAUUGCCACUCUGAAAGAACUAUCGACUUAUUGUGAGCAUGGUACUGGGUUAAACGAUGCAUUGAGGGAUCGUCUCGUAUGUGGAUUACGAAACAAAACUACGAGGAAGAAGUUGCUGAGCGAAAAGAAUCUGACGUAUGAACGAGCAGUCGAGAUAGCCAUCAGUGACGAGGCUGCCAUUCGAGACACUGGGGAGAUGGAGACACAGAGGACUACAGGGUCAUUGAACUUCGUACAACAACAGAGUCGCGGAGAAAGGUCAUUUGAGUUCAGUUUGUACAGCAAACAGUGGAAAUUCAGAUCGUAUACUGGUGCCCCACUAAUACCAUUGGGAGUGCUGAAGGUCAAUGUGGAAUAUCGGGGAAAAUCUCGUGAAUUGGAUCUUUUUGUAAUGCCUGGAUCAAGCGGACCAAUUGUUGGAGGUGAAUGGAUCAGAGCGUUGGAAAUACCCUUGGUUGAGGGGUGCAACAACGUUAAUAUCAAAAGAGUUUCAAAUGAAGGUAGUAUAGAUGUUGAUAAUUUGAAAAAAGAUUUUCCAUCGGUAUUCACUGAGAAGUUAGGUCGUUUCAAUGGGGGAACUUUCAAAUUGGAAUUGAAGGCUGAUAGUAAGCCUAUUUUUGUCAAACCAAGGGUAUUGCCAUACGCAAUGAUGGACAAAGUAGAACAGGAAUUACGAAGAUUAGUUGAAAAUUAUGUUAUUUAUCCAGUGGAGUCUAGCGAAUGGGCGACUCCAGUAGUCCCAGUGAUUAAAGACAGUGGGGAAAUUCGUAUUUGUGGAGAUUACAAGACAACCCUUAACAAAUGUAUUAAAGUUGACAAAUAUCCAAUUCCUCGUAUCUCAGAUUUGUUGUCAAAGAUUAAUGAGGGAAAAGUCUAUGGCAAAAUUGAUCUCAGUCACGCUUAUCAGCAAGUUGAGCUGGAUAAAGAUUCACAACUAUUAACAAACAUCUCUACCUAUAAGGGUUUAUUCGCUUAUAAACGUCUGUGUUUUGGGGUUGCUUCAGCACCUGGUUUAUUUCAAAGAUUGAUGGAAAAACUUCUCUCUGGUAUUCCAGGAGUGAUAGUUUUUUUUUAUGACGUUUUAGUCUUUGGUUCUACCCAGGAUGAACACUUUAAGCGGUUGUUAAUGGUGUUAAACAAGUUGAAAGAGUCUGGAUUAACUGCAAAAUUUGAAAAAUGUAAAUUUUUUGCAAGUGAAGUUAAAUUUUUGUGUUUCAAGAUUGACCAAGAUGGCAUUCAUGCACUACCUGAUAAAGUAAAAGCAAUUAAUGAAAUUCAAAUUCCUAAGGAUGUUACAGAGCUCAAAAGGUUUCUUGGAAUGGCAAAUUAUUAUUCGAAGUUUGUUAAGAAUUAUACAGAAAUUGUUUCACCUCUGUACGAACUGCUCAAGGGUGGUAUUAAGUGGUUUUGGUCAAGAAAGCAACAAUCAGCUUUUGAUGAGAUUAAGAAGAAAUUAAUCUCUAGUGAAGUGCUAAUGCACUAUAUUCAUCAUCUUCCAAUUAAAAUCACUUAUGAUGCAUCUCCUGUGGGUCUUGGGGCAGUGUUGUCUUAUAUCUUACCCGAUAAGAGAGUUAGACCAGUGGCGUUCUUUUCGAGAUCAUUAACUCGAGCAGAGAAAAAUUAUUCACAACUUGAUAGAGAGGCUUUAGCCUUGGUUUUUGUGGUGAAAUCGUGUCACCAAUUUGUUUGGGGUAGGAAUUUUUUACUAGAGACAGAUCACAAGCCACUUAAAUACAUUUUUGAUCCAAAUAAGAGUCUCCCAAGCAAUGUAGCAGGGAGAGUACAGAGGUGGGCAGUCUUUCUCGCUGCUUAUGAUUUUACUUUGCAAUAUAUUGAAGGUAAAACAACCUGGAGUGCUGAUUGUCUAUCGAGAGCCCCGAUUUUAAGGGGAGAGGAAAGUGAUAUGAUUGAGGGGUUUUCAUACAUUAAUUUCAUAGAAGCUGAAGCGAAAAUGAUUGAUAUGGAGUUGAUUAAAUCUGAGCUAAGUAAAGAUGAGAUUUUGAGUGACGUAAUUGAGUAUGUUAAAGUUGGUUGGCCUAGUAAAGUUGAUAGUUAUUUGGAGAGUUAUAAGAGACGAGAAAAGGAAUUAUAUCUAGAAGACAAUUGUCUAAUGUUAGGUAGUAGAGUCAUAAUUCCAAGAUCAUUGCGAGCAAUGGUUCUUAGAGAACUCCAUGCUACUCAUAUGGGUAUUGUAAAGAUGAAGUCUCUUGCUCGAUCCUUUGUCUGGUGGCCGGGUAUCGAUGAUGAUAUCGAAAGAAUAACAAAGAAAUGUGAGCUUUGUUUGGAAAGUUCCACAAAUCCUUCUAUUGCGGCAUUAAAUUCAUGGAAGUGGCCAGAAGGACCGAACAUGAGAAUUCAUGUUGACUUUCUACAGAUUGGUGAUAAAAUGUACCUGGUUAUUAUUGAUGCAUUUUCCAAAUGGAUUGAUGUUAAGAGUAUGAAAGACAUUACGACGAAACGAACAGUAUUAAUGUUACAGGAGUACUUUGCAGCGUGGGGUUUUCCAGUAGUAUUAGUUAGUGACAAUGGUCCUAGCUUGGUAUCCGAAGAGUUUGAGUCAUUCCUCAAGAGUUGUGGGAUUCUUCAUGUUCAAACUGCUCCUUAUCAUCCAGCAUCAAAUGGUGCUGCCGAAAAUAUGGUUAAAACAUUGAAAAAACAGUUCAAAUUGUUAUUGAAAGAAGGUUGUAAAGAAGACGUAGCCUUAUAUCGAGUCUUGUUGUGUUAUCGAUCCACGUCACAUUGCACUACAGGUUGUACUCCUGCAGAGCUUCAGAUUGGUAGACCUCUAUGGACCCGUUUCGACUUCAUGAGACCUAACUUGAGAAGUGACGUCAUCCAGCAACAAGAGAGACAGCAGCAGCAUGCUCCAGGUGUUAAGCUGAGAUCGUCUGAUCUGGCAGAUAUGGUUGUUGCUAAGGACGUCAUGACGAAUAGGUGGAUUUAG
Messenger RNA from Diachasma alloeum, 3129 nucleotides. RefSeq lists its product as uncharacterized. The transcript has 3 exons. Bases 1 to 3129 code for a protein of 1042 amino acids. NCBI's taxonomy places the organism in Eukaryota, Metazoa, Arthropoda, Insecta, Hymenoptera, Braconidae. Gene Ontology annotation, molecular function: nucleic acid binding. Gene Ontology annotation, biological process: DNA integration. The record is from RefSeq and is a predicted model, not a curated record.